This is a messenger RNA of Gryllus bimaculatus (two-spotted cricket), 807 nucleotides long. The record is from the annotation of a GenBank genome assembly. Lineage: Eukaryota; Metazoa; Arthropoda; Insecta; Orthoptera; Gryllidae.
UACUUGCAACCGCGGAGGCAACAGUCUCGACCGUUGCCUGGCAAAGGUCACUGAUUCCGCAGUGUUCCAUACGAAUAUGUUUGAUACCGCAAAUUCAUUUGUGUGUUGCUGACAUCAGUACUACUUAUAUUGUAAACAUGCACUGAUUACAGUUUAAAAUUAAUGGUGAUCGUAGAAUGAGAAUUAUCUCACUGCAAUCUCAUCUGCCAUCUAUUUUACAAAUUUCUUUCAUUACGUAAAUCACGUUGUGGAAGGUGUGUGAAAUUGUGGAGAAACCUUAGAAUGAGCUCUUCAUGUUGUAAAGAAGUAAAUGAAUGUCGCUCGAGUUGGAAGCAACGAAGGCCGCCUACAGUGCUUCUUUGUAGAGGAAUUGGAGUCCAUCCGUCCAACUUCAGACAUCGACGGAGUCGAAAACGCCUUCUAUCAAACGAGUUUAAUGGAAAGUUCUCGCGAGAGCACUGAGGCCGGCGUUCUUCUCUGCUGCACGCCCUGUUCAGCUCGCUCUCUGCUGCCUUCUCGCCGCAGCACGCUCUCUGCUCUCCGGUGACGAUUAGUCGGCUCUCGGCGGCUCCAGAUAGUGUCUGCUGCCGGGAACUUGGGAGAGCUGCCCCGUUUUUCCGCUGGUUAAAGUAACGAUGUAAUUUCCCUAAAGUAACGAAGACUUUCCCUAAGCAAGAAGUCAUUGUUCGCAAAUUAUUUUAUCACAAACUGAACGUUAUGCUUGGUGUAUUGAUUGAAAUUUCGCUGCAUCUGAAUAUCAGUUAUUUCUUUCAACGCUACUAGAGUACUGUAGCACUUGGUUUUACA